Molecule: messenger RNA, 2346 nt
Organism: Panicum virgatum (switchgrass)
Lineage: Eukaryota; Viridiplantae; Streptophyta; Magnoliopsida; Poales; Poaceae
Product: calmodulin-binding receptor-like cytoplasmic kinase 3
Exons: 7
Coding region: 382-1980 (532 amino acids)
Biological process (GO): protein phosphorylation
Molecular function (GO): protein kinase activity; ATP binding
Source: RefSeq, a predicted model, not a curated record
CGUCUCCUCCCUCUCCAAGGAUACCUCCUUCCAUUUUUUUUUCUCCUCUCCUUCCUCCCCACCUGCUCCGCUCCUUCGCUCGUGCUCCGCUGCUCUUGCCUGGAUUCGGGCGGCCCCUCCUCCCUGCGACCGGCCGGCGGCGGUCUCCUCCUCGCAGCAGAGGCCGGUCGCCCCUGUCCCUGCCGCAUCCGCCAGGCAGCUCCCUGGCUGCAGCUCCCGCCUGUCUGCAGCAGGCACCAGGCAGCGGCCUCCAGAAAGCGCCGCAGCUCCUGCCUGCUCCCGCCCUGCAGCGCCCACCAGGAAGCCCCGCCUCCCUCACCAGCAGGUUGAUGAGAUUGUUGUGAGUUGUAAGGUCAAAUCCAUUCUCAGUAGUCAGCACCGAUGUCUCCUUCGGCUCUUCUACCUGCUCUCUCCGUCCUCCUCCUGUGCUGCUCGCCUCCGGCUCUUGCUUUCGUUUCUGAGCCUGCGCUUUCGCGAGCUGCUUGUGGAGAUGACCAAUUUGUCGUCUUGGAUGCCUCUGAUGGGCUCGUCAACCUGUCGGUCAAUGGGGUUCUGGUGCAAGACAGCGUUCUUGCCUGCCAGAAGCUCCGCUUCUACUUUCGGAGUGGUUGCCUCCGCUGUGGCGAGGUGUCAGAUGCGUGGAGGGUUGCGGUUAAGCAGUACUGUGGUGAAGGGAGCGAAUCUAGCCACGCAACUUCACAUCAAAAUGUCCCAAGGAAGCUGUUGAGGCAGUCCACAGAUAAUAGCUCGAGAAAGGAUUAUGACCCAUGUGGAGGUUUGAGCUUGCAUGAAAAUAAUCAGGACACCAGUGAUUCUUCAGAAAAUGAUGAUCACCUCCUUGCUUUCCCCGGUGUGAUUCUUCUAUGCUGUGGUCUCAUGUUUCCAUGCUUCCAUGCUGAAAGAAAAGAAGCCAGUAGGAAUGAUGCUGCAAGUAUUCAGCGCAAUACAAUUGAAUCAGUUUCGUCUUAUGAAGUAAGCAUGUCAUCUGAGAAAGUGCCACCAACUCCGCAUCGAAUACCUCCAAGUCCUUCGAGAUUUGCACCAUCUCCACAAGUAGCUAGAGUUGGAUCUGUCAACUUAAGCAUCCAGCAGAUCCUCAGGGCAACUCAGAAUUUCUCACCUUCCUUUAAGUUAGGUGAAGGAGGAUUUGGGAUGGUCUACAGGGCUGUCUUGCCAAAUGGCACUGUUGUUGCAGUCAAGAGGGCUAAAAAGGAUCAAUUUGCUGGUCCUAGGGAUGAGUUUAGCAAUGAAGUAGACUUGCUUGCCAAGAUAGACCACCGAAAUUUGGUGAGGUUACUGGGCUUUACUGACAAAGGAAAUGAGCGUAUUAUCAUCACUGAGUAUGUUCCAAAUGGCACUCUAAGAGAACAUCUCGAUGCAGGUCAGCAUGGCAGAGUCCUGGAUUUUAAUCAGCGCCUAGAAAUUGCAAUCGAUGUUGCUCAUGCACUUACUUAUCUCCAUCUGUAUGCGGAGAAGACGAUAAUUCACCGCGAUGUGAAAUCAUCAAAUAUCCUACUGACGGAUAGCUACCGGGCAAAAGUGUCUGACUUUGGAUUUGCAAGGAGUGGCCCUAGUGACACGGAGAAGACGCACAUAUCAACAAAAGUGAAAGGCACAGCUGGGUACCUGGAUCCUGAAUACCUGAGAACAUACCAGCUAACUCCAAAGAGUGAUGUCUUCUCCUUUGGCAUAUUGCUUGUGGAAAUUCUUUCUGCUCGCCGACCCGUAGAGCUGAAGCGAACUCCUGAAGAGAGGAUAACUAUCAGAUGGACUUUCAAGAAAUUUAAUGAAGGAAACAUGAGAGAGAUAUUGGAUCCAUUGCUGGAGGACCACGUUGAUGAUGAGGUGCUUGAGAAGCUCCUUAGCUUGGCGUUCCAAUGUGCUGCUCCAACACGGGAUGACCGCCCGACCAUGAAGGAAGUUGGGGAGCAGCUGUGGGAAAUAAGGAAAGAGUACGCAAAGAGCAUCAGGAAGGUGUGACGAUCAUGGAUAAUUUCUGAUGUGUAACCACACAAUAAACUGCAAAUGGUUUACCUAAGUUAAAUACAUGAGGGGUUCGGGUAGUUACUGGCAGAAAGUAAAUGAAUAUGUGGCGAGCAUUAUUUAUAAAAGAUUUGUUCGUAUACAUAUUAGUCUAAUGCAUUUUAAACAAUUAUGUGCCUAGGCAUCAAUAUGAUGAUGGUCACUAGCUGUCAUGAUGGUGAUUGGACCCCCUACAUUAUGCAGAUCGGCGUGUGGUCGUGGGCUUGAAAUUUUGAUGGUCUUUACAAAUACUACUGAAGAUGUACCUGCUUGGCAUGUAUUAAAUUUUUCAAGCAAUGAUACAGAAGAUGUACCUGCUGGGCA